AUUUUGGCCGGAGCGUUCACGGUACACUGGGCGCUUGCACGAUGGUCGCAUCGAGCUCCCGCCAACCGCACGAGGUCCCCCUCCCCCAGAGUCCGGAAGUGGCGGCGCAGAAGAAAGGGCGGAAAAGCAAGGGGAAGGCGAAGCACGACGCGGUCCCUCCCUCAAGCUCUCGUGCAAAGGAUGUCGCGGUAGAGGCGGACGUACAAGACGAUCAGAGCGAGCCCGCGGUGUGGGACUGGUUGCGCAUCACGGACUCGUCUGCCUGUGGCGUUCCCCCAGUGUUCACGAGGGACGGGAGCUACUUCUUCUCCCUUGUGGGGGCGUCUGUCAAAAUUCACUCGGCCUCUACCGGUGUAGUCGUCUCGACCUUGAGUACCCCAAGACCCGCGGGGAAGGAGUCGCUCGCCGAUACGCUCACUUGCGCGACCUUGAACCCGCACAAUGUAUUCCAGCUGAUCGUGGGAUCACUGAACGGCUGCUUAAUGGUCUGGGACUACCUGGAUGGUGUAUUGCUUCAGACAAUCGACCUGGCACAACCCAUCCGGCAUAUCUGCGCCCACCAGAAGUUCAAAGACUAUGUCUUCGUCGCUGCUUCCAAGCCUUCGAAGAAGCAAAGCCGUGGAGACGACAAUGCUGCCGUGCUCCGAGUCUCUCUCAAGCCCUCCGAGGAUACGGUCGAGGCUUCGCUCCAGAAAACGUCGGCGAUCACACCCAUCGGCAAGACGCGUUUCCCCACUGGCCUCGCUUUCUCGGCGUCAGGCGACUGGCUGGUUGCAACUGCGGGCCACAAAGCUUAUGUGGUGAACUCUUCGUCCCUUGGCGAUGGCUUUACCAAAUACGUCUCCCCGGAGAAGCUCACCUGCCUCGCCACACACCCAGUUGACGAUUACUUUGCUACUGGCGACGUCAAGGGCAACAUUCGCAUUUGGUACUGCUUGAACCGCGACCUGCCCGUCAACGCGACUGGAGUGGAGAAGAAGUCGGACACGACCUCACUGCACUGGCACGCUCAUGCCGUCUCUUCUCUCACGUUCACGGCGAACGGCGCAUAUCUGCUCAGCGGUGGCGAGGAGGCGGUUCUGGUGGUGUGGCAGCUGCGCACGGGCAGGAAGGAGUUCGUCCCUCGCGUUGGCGCGCCCAUCCGUACGGUGUCUCUGUCGAACCCAGUCAAUGGCGAUCCAGAGUACCUGCUCGGUUUGGCUGACGCAACGUACACCUUCGUGAACGCGGAUAGUCUGAAAGUGUCCCGCAGCUACUCUCGCAUCAAGCUUGAUCCCGCCGCACCGCAAACUACAUCUCCAGCCGACGCGCCUCUCGCUGUCCACAGCCAGACCAACACGCUCAUCCUCCCCUCCUCCCACCCAUCCUCUCUCCAAGUUUACUCGCCCGCUUCGUCGCAACUGGUCUCCGAGCUUGAGGUUUCGCCCUCAAAUCGCGUCUCUCGCCGAGACGACGUGCCUCUCGAGCCCGCAAGGGUUGAAAAGGUGGUCGUGUCAUCAUCGGGCGACUGGAUGGCGACUGUCGACAAUCGCGCCGGCGACGACACCUUCCGCGGCGAGGUCUAUCUGAAGAUGUGGUCCUGGGAUCGCAAGACUUCGUCCUGGUCCCUCAACACGCGGAUAGACCGUCCUCAUGGGCAGCAUCGGGUUACGGAUGUGCGCUUUAGCCCGGCCGCCAGCUUGGAGCAACCGUUGCAGCUUGUCACCACUGGGGAUGAUGGCUUCAUCAAGCUAUGGCGGAUCCGAUCAGUCAAGAGCAAGGAAGGGUCAAAAGAUGAUUACUGGAUCCUGCGCUCGAGCUUCCGCUUCCGUACGGAGAUGCCGUCAAAGGCGUCGUGGUCACCCGAUGGGUCCUUGCUGGCGGUAUCGACGUCCUCGUCCGUAGCGGUGUACGACCCAAACACUACGCAGCUGCGUCAGACCCUCACCGCUCCGGAAUGCAAGGCCCCCACGGAUGUCAGCUUCCUUGGUAUAACUGGGCGUUAUAUGGCCGUGGCGGGCGGCAAGGAUCUCGUCGUAUGGGACUUGCUUUUCCAGACUGUCCGUUGGCAUCAUCAAUGUCCGUCUAACGUCGACUUCAUCGUGCCGCACGCGCAAGAAGACUCGUUCGCGGUCCUGUACCGUCCAGGCGAUUUGGAGUCGACUACCGUGGCCAUCUUCAGCCCGUCGUCGCCGAAGCCGACACUUCGGAGCGUGCCAUUGGUUCUCAAGAGCGUCGCCUGGUACGGCGAGUCAGCAAGUGCCUCCGACUUCUCACUCGUGGGUAUCUCCGACAAGUGGGAUGUUCUGUUCAUUGGCGACAGCGUCAAGGCGCCCGAGGACGCCGGUGCUCGCACGCAGAACAUCUCGACCGAAGACACGCCGUACCGUCGGACGCUCUUCCAGGAGAUAUUUGGCGAGGCCGCGUUACCCACGGGUCCUGCGCUCACUGCGCCGACGCCUGUAGUGGUUCCCGCGUCCGACGUCCAGUUCGAGGAGCCUGCGUAUCUGAUGCCCUCCAUGGACGAUGUAUUCGAUACGUUGAUGAGCCCCUUCGUGCGCCCUCGACCGGAGGAGCAACAAGAGGAGGCGGAAGGCGCCCCACAAGAAGACGCAGACGUCGAGAUGGAGGAAGCACCACCAUUACCGCCACCACCUCCCAAUUUUAUGCCCGACGAUGCAUUAAUGGCCUCCUUCAUCGACCUCUUUCGAAAACAAACCAUACAGCCCCGACCCAAUCAACCCGCACCACCCCCUCCCACAAUCACCAACGGCAACGGCCACGCCAAACACAAAGCCAACGGCCUCGUCGCAGGGCGUACCCUCCCCGCUCCGCCCCCAAAGCGCACAAGACGAGCAGACCCCCCUACCCCCUCCCCCCGUACCCCACCAGAAUCGCCCGCCACGAACGGCAACACCAAAAAGCGCAAGAAGGCGUCGUCUUAAUUCGUUUCGUCUUCAUCCGUUCAUUUCUCCUGUACGCAUGGUCCGCACGUCUGUACGUCUGUACAUGCAUCUCAGCACAUCUGUACGUGUCUUAU
This is a messenger RNA of Schizophyllum commune H4-8, 3019 nucleotides long. Its product is annotated as WD40 repeat-like protein. Gene Ontology annotation, biological process: positive regulation of rRNA processing; positive regulation of transcription by RNA polymerase I. Gene Ontology annotation, cellular component: nucleolus. The coding region runs from base 42 to 2924 and encodes 960 amino acids. NCBI's taxonomy places the organism in Eukaryota, Fungi, Basidiomycota, Agaricomycetes, Agaricales, Schizophyllaceae. The transcript has 7 exons. The record is from RefSeq and is a predicted model, not a curated record. Gene Ontology annotation, molecular function: RNA binding; protein binding.